AUGGCAGGGUGCGCGGUUAUAUGUUUAUUUUCUUUCUUGGCGCUCUUUUCAAAAGCUCUAACAGCAGUGAUCCAAACACAGCAGACUGUGCUGGCAGCAGUGGGAGAAGAUGCUGAAUUCAGCUGUCAGCUCUUGGAGACUAAAGACGUCCUUCAGGUCACAUGGCAGAAGAUCUCACCUGCUGUGCAGGAGAAUGUUGCCGCCUACAACAAGUACUUUGGUCAGAGAGUGAAUGCUGGAUUUACAGAUAAAUUUAAGUUUAAAUAUACUGGACUACAGAACUGCUCCAUAGUCAUCAGGAAUGUGAUGGAGCAGGAUGAAGGCUGCUAUCACUGUCUGUUUAACACUUAUCCUGAAGGCUCUCUGACAGCGAGAACCUGCCUCCAAGUGUAUGAGCUGCAUGAACCUGUUCUUGAUGUCAGAGAGUCAAACUCUACUGCAGAGUGGGUUGUUUCCUGUUCAGCCACUGGUCGACCUGCUCCCACUGCAACACUCAGUGUCUCACAACAACACCUCAACUUCUCCCAGUACAACACUGUCAGUGUGUCCAACACCAACGCUACAUUCACUGUCACCACUACAGCUGUGCUCUCAGGUUCACGGAGAAACAGCACACAGGUGGGAUGUGCAGCACGAGUGCUCUCUGCUCCUCAGAUAGAGGUCAUUCAGGUCAUUCCUGUGGCCAAACAGAUGUCUGAUGAUCGUGAUGCCGAUUUGACGUGGAUCAUUGUGUUUGGUGUGGUGAUCUGUGUUUGUGUUGCUGUUGUUGUCAUCAUAUGUAAAAACAGGAAAAGGCGCUCUGAAAUGAAGGAGGUGGCCUGAUCUGCAAUCAAACACAGAGAUGACUGAGAUAUGAUCCAAACACCUUUAAUGAAGAAGCAGAGCGGCGGGAUCAUGAUGACACAGUUAUGAUAAAUGAACAAACCUUUAGUUUACAAUAUGAAGCACCUUCAGGCAACUGCUCUAGAUGUUUUUAAUUUAAUUAGAUUUUUUUG
Molecule: messenger RNA, 995 nt
Organism: Archocentrus centrarchus (flier cichlid)
Lineage: Eukaryota; Metazoa; Chordata; Actinopteri; Cichliformes; Cichlidae
Product: OX-2 membrane glycoprotein-like
Exons: 6
Coding region: 1-822 (273 amino acids)
Biological process (GO): heterotypic cell-cell adhesion; negative regulation of neuroinflammatory response
Cellular component (GO): axon; cell surface; neuronal cell body
Molecular function (GO): cell-cell adhesion mediator activity
Source: RefSeq, a predicted model, not a curated record